GGGAGAGCUUCCUGGGGACGAGUGUUUAGUGUUAGAGGAGUUGCAGUGGACUCCAUGAUUUCCGUGAUCUCUGACCAGUUCACCACUGAGGGGAUUUGACUGCACAUCUGUCCAAGUAGCCCUGUGCUUCUCUCCGAGGGCACAGUGGGCACGCUAGCCCCAGCGUGCCUCUUCCAGCACCCCCACCCCACAGUGAGCCCCCACCAUGAUCCUUGUAAGAGGUGACGUUACAGUACUUACAUCCAGAAGACUUGCUCUUCUGUUCCCUGUGAGAUGUGUUGUCAGUGUAGGACCCCUUUGCAGCCCACCUUUCCAUUCCCGUAAGGUGCGCAUUGUGCUGUGAUUCGCUGCGCGCUUCUUUGUCACAACACAGUGCAGAUUUUUGUAUCUUCACGUAAGAAUUCUCGUUUUAGGAGUGUAAACACAUCUUGGGUACACAGCAGGAAAGUCUCCUGGUUCAACUUAAAGGAACAUGAUAUCCUUUGGAACAAUGGAGAUUUGCCUUUCUUCCCACAUACAUACAUAAUUUUCUCACUGCAAAAAUGACAGAUGCCAGGGGCGCCUGGGUGACUCAGUCGGUGAAGCGUCUGCCUUCAGCUCAGGUCAUGAUCCUGGGGUCCUGGGAUCGAGUCCCACAUCGGGCUCCCUGCUCAGGAGGAGGAGUCUGCUUCUCCCUCUCCUCCCCUCUUGUGCUCUCUCUCAAUAUCUCUGUUGCUAUCUCUGUCUCUCUCUCUCUCUCAAAAUCUUUUAAAAAAUGACAGAUGCCCAUUGAUGAAAAAUUUAGGCAUUACAGAAGUUGGUAAAUAAGGUAGAAGUGAAAGUGCUUGUCCCACCCACCACCCCCAUUCAGUACUAAAUGGCAAAUGCAGUGUGAGUGUCUUACGAAAUGGAAUUCUAUUACAGACACUGGAGAGAAGGGGAACCUUCUUCUUGACUGAACAUCAGGCUUGGACUUUAUUCCACGGUAGCACAUACAGAGUUGGUAGGAGUUGCAUGGUUUCAACUAUGGAUGUAAUGUGUAUGUCAUCAGUUCGUCAUGGGAUUUGUCCUUGCAUAUUUAUCUCUGUGCAGUUGUGUGAGAUAUCUGCAGGAGAAAGUUAUAGAAGUGGAAUCUCUGGAGCGAAGACGUAUGUGUACAUUUUAAAUUUUGGAGGUGUUUCAGAUUCUCCCAGAAGAUAGGAUGGAUCGGGGUUCCCCCGGUGGCAUGUGACAGCCACACCACGCCAUUCUCCCAGGCCUCCGAAGUGGAAAAUGCCUAAGCGCGAUGGCCAGACGUUGCUGACCCAGGUGUGGAGGCGCUUGAACCUGACGGAGUGUGACUACUUUGGGCUGGAGUUUCAGCAUCCCCGGUCCUACUGGAUUUGGCUGGAACCUAUGAAGCCCAUCGUUAGGCAAGUACGAAGGCCAAAAGGCGCGUCGCUUCGUCUAGCAGUGAAAUUUUUCCCCCCCGACCCGGGUCAGUUGCAGGACGACUAUACGAGAUACCUGUUUGCCUUGCAACUUAAGAGGGACCUCCUGGAGGAGCGCCUGCCCUGCGCGGAUACCACGGCCGCCCUUUUGGCAUCCCACCUUCUACAGUCUGAAAUAGGAGAUUAUGAUGAAACCCUGGACCGAGAGCACCUCAAAGCCAAUGAGUACCUGCCCAGUCAGGAGCAUUCUCUUGAAAAGAUUUUAGAAUUCCACCGGAAGCACACGGGCCAGACGCCUGCCGAGUCGGAUUUCCAGGUGCUUGAAAUUGCCCGAAAGUUGGAAAUGUAUGGCCUCAGAUUUCACAGAGCUUCUGACAGGGAGGGGGCCAGAAUUAACCUGGCUGUCUCCCACAUGGGUGUCCUCGUGUUCCAGGGCACCACCAAAAUUAACACUUUCAACUGGUCCAGGGUCCGAAAACUCAGCUUCAAGAGGAAAAGGUUUCUCAUCAAACUGCACGCAGAGGUCCGUGGACCUUACCAGGAUACGCUGGAGUUCUUGUUGGGCAGUAGAGAUGAAUGCAAGAACUUCUGGAAGAUCUGUGUGGAGUAUCACAGCUUCUUUAGACUCUUUGAUCAACCUAAGGCCAAAGCUAAAGCCGUCUUCUUCAGCAGGGGCUCGUCCUUCAGAUACAGUGGAAGAACUCAGAAACAGCUGGUGGAUUACGUCAGAGACAGUGGGGUGAAGAGAGUUCCAUACGAAAGAAGACACAGCAAGACUCGGAUGUCUAUUCGUGCUCUGACUGCAGACUUGCCAAGGCAGAGCAUCUCAUUCACCGAGGGCAUGAGGACUUCUGCGUCCCCAUCUUCAACAAAUGUCUCCUUCUAUUCAGUUCCUACCUCCCCUCUGGCCCCUCGAGGCCCGCCCGAUUUCAAAGACAGCAGUGACUCCCUCACCGAGCCCCAGACUCCCGACGCCAGGAGGCCAGCUGCAGAGAGGAGCAGCGGAGCAGCAACCGACGGCAACACCCGACGGGCCCGGUCCCCGGGGCCUCCUGCGCUGCAGCCUUGUCAAGGCCUUUCCAUGGAGAGUCCUCAGCCUUCUCCCUCCACCCGGAAGAGCCCACUGAGCCUGAGCCCUGCGUCUCAGGUGACUCUGGGCCCAGCUGGGCAGGGCUUGUGCCCCCUCCUGAGCCCUGCCCUUAGCGACGCUGGCGGAGCCAGGAUGGACGGCGAGGAGGAGCUGAAGCACAAGAGUACGACAGCAGAUGAGGCCUAUUUCAUAGCGAAGGAGAUUCUCGCUACAGAACGAACAUACCUGAAGGAUUUAGAAGUUCUCACUGUGUGGUUCCGCAGUGCUGUGGUCAAGGAGGAUGCCAUGCCUGCAGACCUGAUGACCCUGCUCUUCUCCAACAUAGACCCCAUCUAUGAGUUCCACAGAGGCUUCCUGCGUGAGGUGGAGCAGAGGCUGACACUCUGGGAAGGGUCUUCCAGCACCCGUGCCACAGGCGGUCAUCAACGAAUCGGGGACAUCCUGCUCAGGAACAUGCAUCAGUUAAAGGAGUUUACCAGCUACUUCCAAAGGCAUGAUGAAGUCCUGACAGAACUGGAAAAGGCCACCAGACGCUUUAAGAAGCUAGAGACAGUCUACAAAGAGUUUGAGCUCCAGAAAGUCUGCUACUUGCCCCUUAACUCAUUCCUGCUGAAGCCCAUCCAGCGGCUGGUGCACUAUCGGCUGCUGCUGAGCCGGCUGUGUGCGCGGUACGCGCCUGCGCACCCCGACUACGCCGACUGCCGCGAUGCCCUCCAGGCCAUCACAGAGGUGACCUCCACACUCCAGCACAGCCUCGCUCGGCUGGAAAACCUCCAGAAACUCACAGAGCUGCAGCACGACUUGGUUGGCGUAGAGAAUCUCAUCACUCCCGGCAGGGAGUUUAUCCGCGAGGGCUGCCUUCACAAGCUCACCAAGAAGGGCAUGCAGCAGAGGAUGUUCUUUCUGUUCUCAGACAUGCUGCUGUACUCAAGCCAGGGUGUCACGGGCACCAGCCACUUCCGGAUCCGGGGCCUCCUUCCCCUCCGCGGCAUGCUGCUAAUAGUGCUGGACCCACCGGUUGAAGAAGGCGAGCCUGAACGCUCUGUUCCGCACUGUUUCACCAUUUGCGCAGCGCAGAAAACGGUCGUGGUGGCAGCCAGCACUCGCCUGGAAAAGGAGAAGUGGCUGUGUGACCUGAACACCGCCAUCGAUGCGGCCAAGAGCGGGAGUGACCAAUCCCUUGCGCUGCCGGGCAGCGUGGUGUGCGCUCCUCCCCACAGAUCCUCUGAGGAGGCCGCUCCGGAGCAGGAGUCCGAAGGGGCCCUGGAGGGGCAGGGCCAGCACCGGGCCAACACCACAGUGCAUGUGUGCUGGCACCGCAACGCCAGCAUCUCCAGAGCCGACCACAGCGCGGCCGUCGAGAAUCAGCUUUCAGGGUAUCUGCUGAGAAAAUUCAAGAAUAGUAACGGCUGGCAGAAGCUCUGGGUGGUCUUUACCAAUUUCUGUUUGUUCUUCUACAAAACUCAUCAGGACGACUACCCCCUGGCCAGCCUCCCACUGCUGGGCUACAGCGUGAGUGUCCCCAAGGAGGCUGACGGCGUCCACAAGCAGCACGUCUUCAAGCUCCAGUUCAAAUCCCACGUCUACUUCUUCCGAGCUGAGAGCAAGUACACGUUUGGGAGGUGGAUGGAGGUGAUCGAGAGAGCCGGCAGCUCGCCUGGGAGGGCCAGGCGUCCUGAGGAAGAGGCAUGAAGCCCAUCCUGCCCGACGAGGACAGAGCCGAGGAAGCAGAGCUGGCACCUGCUGAGGACUGCCCUAGAACAGGACCCUGCGACACGUGCUGCACACAGGCCCAGCAGAAGCCACUGUGGUGCCCGCCCCGCAGACCUCUGAAGAAGGGGAAACCAAAGUUCCCCCGAGGGCCUCUAAUUUAUUA
Molecule: messenger RNA, 4375 nt
Organism: Mirounga angustirostris (Northern elephant seal)
Lineage: Eukaryota; Metazoa; Chordata; Mammalia; Carnivora; Phocidae
Gene: FARP2
Product: FERM, ARH/RhoGEF and pleckstrin domain protein 2
Exons: 28
Coding region: 1252-4191 (979 amino acids)
Cellular component (GO): cytoskeleton
Molecular function (GO): guanyl-nucleotide exchange factor activity; cytoskeletal protein binding
Source: RefSeq, a predicted model, not a curated record